Molecule: messenger RNA, 5559 nt
Organism: Mesorhabditis belari
Lineage: Eukaryota; Metazoa; Nematoda; Chromadorea; Rhabditida; Rhabditidae
Source: the annotation of a GenBank genome assembly
AUGCUAUCCUGUAAGACUUGGGUGUUUUUGCUCUUGUUUUGGACGGUGAAUGGAUACAAAUUGAAUGUGCCUCGACUCUUGUUGCCGUACCAUCCGUCGGUUCCGAUGCGUUUCGAGCUAGAAGUGGGAACACCUUCUGGAGGAUGCUUUAAAUGGAGAUCAAAUCGACCGGAUGUUGUAAAAGUGAACCCACUUGGUCAUCGAGAUUGUUCGGAUCGCGCUGAAGUGGUGGCAACGGCAAAAGUUGCAGGAACACAUAAUGCAGUGAUCUUCGCGGAUGAUACUGAUGGAGGAGCCACUCUAAGUUGCGUUGUUACAAUUGAUGAGGUGGCUACGAUAGUGAUUGAACACACGACAAAAGUGCUCUACGUGGAUGCCGCUCCUGCACCGAUUACCGUCGUUGCUUUCAAUGCUGAUGGCGACAAGUUUUCGACUUUGGGUGAACUACCAUUUGAAUGGGAUGUCAGCGAUAAUGGAGGAGAGUUACGACCAUUACGUAUUGUGCCAUUUGAGCAGAGCAAAUAUCGAGCGCCUCGAGAUAUUCAAGAACUUGAAAGUCAAAAGAAGAAAGGUUAUCUCGUCUUGCUUGAAGGUCUUUCAUCUGGCUCGUCGACUGUGCAGACAAAAUUUCAGGAUUCAUAUUUUGCAAAAGUUGCUGCAAGCAGCCUUGAUUUGGUUGUGGUUGCGAAUUUGUUACUCGAACCGGCAUACGAUAUCUUCAUACCUGUUUAUUCCGACAUACAUUUCGUUGUCAAGAUCGUGAAAGAGCAAGGAGUCGAAGAAGUUCCGAUGCCUUCGCCUCUUUAUACGUUGAGGUUGGAGGACAAUAAAAUUUGUUCACUAAAUUCUGCUCAAUCAAUUGUGACUGCUCUGAGCAAAGGAACGACAAAUCUACUUUUACACACAGAGAACAUCGAUGCAAAAACAACGAAAAACGCGGCCGUUCGACCUCCAUCUACAAAGAUUCAAGUUGUUGAUCCAGAGAGUCUACAGUUUGCGAUUUCCGGAAAUAACUGGGUUUUGGAGAAAGACCGUGUUUACACAAUUGGGAUAAAUUUGUUGGAUCCACAUGGGAAUCACAUGUUCAUUGCUGAUAAUGCUCGGUUCGAAACGGUUUUGCCAUUGGACUACUUUGAAAUUGUCAAGACAACGAACAACGGAACUCACUUUGAAGUUAAAGCUAGAAAAUCUGGACGAGUAACGCUUCGAUCAAAGUUGACUUCUUUCAUUACAGAGGGUGGUAUUGAGAUUUUCAUAAAACGCAAAGUCGUCGGAGAGCAACAAUUGGAAAUUGUUGAUCCAAUCACUGUUAUUCCGAAGCAAGUGAUCUUCCCCUAUCUGGUGCAAAAGAAGUUCGAAUAUCCAUUGAAGGCAAUCGGUGGUAGCGGCUCAUUCUCUUGGCUCUCUGGCAACAGAGCAGUAUGUGAUGUGGAUGAUACAGGGCUGAGUCGAUCAGGUGAACUUGGCUGGACGCUAGUCACUGCCGUUGAUCGAAAAAAUCCUUCAAUCUUUGGGACUUCAAAGAUUGGCGUGCUUGAAGCAAUUUCACUUGACUUUGGGAAAACGCGGAAAGAAGUGGAAGUGGGCAAAGUUCUCUACUUAAACGUGCAACUCUACGGACUUGAUCGAGAAAAAGGGCAAAGACAUAUUCCUUUCACUGACUGCCGAAAUGUACCGUUCACCGUUGAGGUGCAAAAUCACGCUUAUUUUCAUUAUGAAAAAGAUAUUCCGUCACAAAUUCCUACGGAGGGGACGGGAUGCGGGACGAUCGCUUUGAAGGCUAUCAAAUCUGGAGAUACGCGUAUCACUGUCAAGUAUGACAAGUAUUCGGCAACGAUCGAUGUCUCUGCUUUUCCAGCUCUGAAGAUAAUAGAAGAUGAACUAUUAAUUCCGAUUGGUGGUGCAUUCAAACUGAUUGUUGAAGGAGGUCCUCGUCCUUGGCUACUUGAUCCAUCACAAUUCUUCAUUGAAGGAAAAUCAGCGAACUCGCAAGCUGUUUCCAGCAAAUGGCAUGAAAAACUACUUUUCACGUGUGGACAGCAAUCAGCAACGACCGUUGAUGUGGUUGUUGGAAACCAGCCUACCACCUCGAAUGAAAUACCAGCAGUGGUUUCGUCGACGAUUCGGAUUUGCUGUGUGAUGCCAUCGCGAUUAGGACUGAAAGUGGAGGAAAAGAAAAAAGAGGGCAACGCCCCAAAAUGUCCAUCCUCGGCUGUUACACCGAUUCUUUCUUCCGAACGCUUCAACAUUGGAGUUACUGCUUUUGGCCGUUGUGAUGAAAGCGAAGAAGAACGCUCGAUGGUUGGAAUCGAUUCAAUGGAAUUGGAAUGGGGCCUACCUGGUGAUGGGAAAAAUUUUUUGAGCUUGGGAAAAACAACUCAAUUCACUGACGAUCAAACAAACAGAGGCUGGAUCGAUGCAACACCAAAAGGGAAGGUUGGCAACGUGCGUGUUUCUGUCAAAUCAACACGAUCGGGAUCACAACGACUUCCCAAUCCAGUCGCUGGCAAUCUGGACAUUAAAUUGGUCAAUCGGGCGAGCACGGUUCCAUCCUCUUUGGUUCUGUGGAAUGAUGUGACUGCAACGGCAAAGUUGAGCAUUGAAGGCGGGUCGGGACACUUCCAUCUUGUUGAUCGAUCCGAGUUUUAUGACGCACAAGUUACCAGCAAAGAAAUUAUUGUUUCACCUCGUAAAACUGGCAGUGCUCCGCUUCGUCUUCUGGAUUUGUGCCUUGGUUCGGCUUUGUUAGAAGUGCCCAUCAAGAUUACGGACAUUCAUUCGCUACGGAUUCGAGCGCCUUCUCACGUGGAAGUUUCUUCUCGCGUGACUGUCAAUGUUGAUGUUGUUGAUGUCGAAGGAGAACCAUUUUCCGCGGAUUACGUUUCUGUGAUGAAUUUGGAACUCGAAACUGAUAGCACUUCCGCAAAGAUUACAAGAGAUUCUGGAAUGCGUUUUCACCUUGAUGCAAAGGCGGUCGGUGAAGUAAAAUUGAUUGCCUCAGCUCGAGCAUCAAGUGGCAGCCCGAUUCAAAGUCGGCAACAUAUUUUGCAGAUCUACGCACCAAUUAAACUUUAUCCAAGAACGGUGACGUUGAUUCCGGAGAGUACAUUCCAGCUGGAAAUUGUUGGCGGCCCUCGGCCAACUCCACCAGUUUCUUUUACGCUCAAUAACACAAAAUCGAUGCGAAUUGAAUCCAACGCUCUCAUCACUUCGUUGACCACACUCGGAAAUACUCUUGUCACGGGGACAAUCAAUCAAGACAAUGGACAAAGCACCUCGGAUUCUGUUGUGGUGAGAGUGGUUUCCCUUGCCGGUAUUCGACUUCGUGUUUCUACCAAUCGAGCAAAGACGGGAGCAAAGGUUUCGGCCCGUGUGGAUGGUCUGCAAGAUGAUGAAACUCCUUACUCAUUCGGUGGCGCCACUUAUCCAUUUAAGGUGAAAUGGUCUGUAUCUGAUCCAACGGUUCUUAUGAUCGAUUCGUCAUACCUUGGCAACGCUUUGACUGAAGGAGAACAAAAUCGAUUCGGCGUGUCAUUAUCAGCUAGGGCAGGGGGACGAGUGGCGAUCAAAGUAGAAGUGCAGAUGCAUCCUUCAGCUCGCUUACACUUUCAGAAUAAACAGCAAUUGUUCGAGGCCGAGACGACAGUAAUCGUUGACGAAGCUCCUGCCUUAAUUGAUCCAAAGUUGCCGAUUUCAAUGAUCAAUAUCGCUCCGGAUGCCGAAUACAAAUUGAAGAGCACAUGGAAUGACGGACAAACGACUUUUUCGGUUCCAACAGCUUUCUCUUCGCUUGCAACCGUCUCAAAAGCUGGUCACCUGCGGACUCAUUCGAUCACCGGAUCUGCUGGAAUUCUUUUGGCACGGACCUCGGCGGAACUCAACGAAAGUGUAAUCGUGCCUCUACAGGUAUCGGCUGUCGGAUCACUAUGGGUCGACGUUGUGCCUCCAUUGACGAACGCACAUGCCCAUACUUUAAUGGCUCUUCCCGUUGGACUAACUCUGAAUCUCAAAGUUUACUUCCGUGAUCGCUCUGGGCUACGUUUACUCGCAGCUGCAAACAAGAUUCAGUAUCGACCUCAUAGAUUCGAUCUGACCGACAUCAGUGCUUCAAAUCAAAAUCGAACGAUCACAAUCACAUUGAAAACCCCCGGAGAAACUGUGCUGAGAAUUUGGGACUCCGAUGAAAGAAAUUUGCAAACAUUUAUCAGAAUUUACGCGCUCGACCAAUUGACGCCAAAUUCAAAACGAUCCAUUGUUGUUUCGGAUCUCAUCUGCUUUGUAAAUCCUGUUGAGGGAGUCGCUGAGUGGAGAAUUGAUGGAGAAGAACAACUGCAACUUUUACAAGGAUCAAUCGGCCUUGCAAAGAAACCUGGAAACGUUGUUGUGGAAAUGAAAAGCGAUCAGGGAUUGAGUAUGCAUGCUACGAUUUUGAUUAAUCCUGUUGGCUACGUUGGAUUUUCUUCAAGUCAAUCAUCAGCGUUCGUUUCAAAUUUUGCCGGCGAAAGCUUUGUUUUUCCACUACACAUUGCUCGACACUCCAACGAGUCAACCAAGGAAACUAGUGUAAUUGGAUGUGCAAAGGAUCAACCACUACCUCGUUUGAGUGCUCCUAUCACUUGCUCAAUUCACUUUUCGAAUCAACUGGCGUUUUCUGCUUCACAUCUUUUCACUGCCAAAAGCACCUUUGACGAAACAAAGGGUUUGUAUGCCUGUGUUAUUCAAGAACAAGUGGCUGGUCGUGUUCCUCUAUCGAUCGUUGACACAAAACCUACGGAUAUUAUUGUCACUGCCAACUGGAACGAUAAACAUGCUUCAAAUAUUCCGGAUGCUGUGAUCACGCGUCCUUUCUACAUGGCCUUUGAGAUUUUGGAUAAACAACUGACUCUUUCUUCGCUUCCAUCCCAUCAAGCACCUGGAGCAGUGCUAUCGAUUCGUGUCCCACCCGCUCAAUUGUCAAAAAUUGCAGCUUCUGGUUGCGCGGAUUGGGUUACGAUUACAGAGACGACUGGAGCACAUUCCCUCAAUGCCAACAAGCACUACCUCAUUCAGACAAAGCGUGGGAACUCUGUACAACCUGGUCACAUUGAGAAAUGUGAAAUCACCAUUAGCAACGCGCUCACAGGGCAAGCAGGCAGUGUGGCAAUAAACAUUCGAGGAAUUGACAAGAUGACCGCUCAAUUAACAGGCGCUGAAUCAGCAACUUUCCUUCAGCUAUUGUUCUCCUUGGCACAUUCAUUUUCUUGGCUGUUCAUCCCAUUGAUGACACUCUGCAUUGCCGCUAUUAUUUUGAUCGCAGUGUGGUUGAUACUUCGCUCAGGCUCGGUCAAGUUGGGAACUGCGGCAAACAAUGUUGCUGGUGGAGUUUUUGCUUCCGAUCGGUCCAAUCCAAAUAUCUCCUAUCAAAGCUCCGCUGGGUCAUCUCCUUCAGCAAGCUACGUUUGGCGUGAAUCACCACCGCGUUAUCAUUCAACACCAAUCGACAACACACCAACACUUGGACCGAUCGGCUCCGGAGGCUCUCCCCAGCUAUGGACUUCAUCGAAUAUUCGUCGGCGAUUG